This is a messenger RNA of Leguminivora glycinivorella, 3451 nucleotides long. It is a transcript of the gene Rab7, whose product is annotated as ras-related protein rab7. The coding region runs from base 125 to 751 and encodes 208 amino acids. Gene Ontology annotation, biological process: endosome to lysosome transport; phagosome-lysosome fusion. Gene Ontology annotation, molecular function: GTPase activity; GTP binding. Gene Ontology annotation, cellular component: lysosome; late endosome; phagocytic vesicle. The transcript has a single exon. Lineage: Eukaryota; Metazoa; Arthropoda; Insecta; Lepidoptera; Tortricidae. The record is from RefSeq and is a predicted model, not a curated record.
CAUUGGCAGCACUCGUACUCAGAAACAGGUGACGCAUUAACAAUUUUGCGUUUGUCAUAAAUAAGUUAAGACAAAGGGCGAGUUUUAAUUGUGAUCUCCGGGAUUUUGUACACUUUUAAGCACAAUGUCUUCUAGAAGAAAGGUCCUCCUCAAAGUUAUCAUCUUGGGCGACAGCGGUGUGGGUAAAACAUCGCUAAUGAACCAGUUCGUGAACAAGAAAUUCUCUAACCAGUACAAGGCAACAAUAGGAGCAGAUUUUCUCACGAAAGAGGUAAUCGUCGAUGAUAGAAUCGUUACAAUGCAGAUUUGGGAUACUGCCGGGCAGGAGCGUUUCCAAUCAUUGGGAGUGGCGUUUUAUCGCGGGGCGGAUUGUUGCGUCUUAGUUUUUGACGUAACUGCCCCCAACACAUUUAAGUCUUUAGAGAGCUGGCGAGAUGAAUUCCUGAUACAGGCUUCACCGCGUGACCCAGAAAAUUUUCCUUUCCUCAUAUUAGGUAAUAAGGUUGAUUUGGAAAAUCGCGCUGUGACUCUUAAGCGUGCACAACAAUGGUGUCAGAGCAAAAAUGAUAUCCCAUUCUAUGAGACGAGUGCCAAAGAAGCUGUGAAUGUGGAACUAGCGUUCCAGGAAAUUGCCCGCCGUGCCCUGGCCCAGGAGACUGAGACAGAGCUGUACAACGAGUUCCCUGACCAGAUUAAGCUGAAUGCCAAUGACUACAGCCGUGACCGCGAACGGGACCACUGUGCUUGCUAAACCUCACAGCAAGCACCUUGUGCUCUUGCUAAUUCAUUUCUCAUUUUUUAUUCAUUAAAUACCUAUUACAAAAAGUAUAUUUAAUAUUAUGGUGUAAGUUAAUGUCUUUCAUUAUGUCAUUGUAUUGUAAAGAUGUGUUGCAAUGAUAUUAAUGAAAUACAUGGAUUUGAUUUGUUUGUUGAGCACAUGCCACUAAAACGGUUUAUAUGUAACAGUGCACUAUUUUGCAUUUCAAUUUAUGGCUCAGCUUUAACAUUCAUUGUCUGAUCUGCCUGUUCAAGGAUGUACAUAGAUUUUACUCUAUAGCAGUGGGAAUUGUGUUCUUGAACAUUUAAUUCACUUAACUAUAUAAAUGUCUUGGUCUAAGGAUAAAACUAAAGCCUGUUUUUCUUUGUUGUAUUUGUUUAGCCUGGAAUAUAGUGUUCUAAACAGAUUACAGUAAUACCCCGCUUUAUGCGACCCUGUAUAGCGUGGAUUCGCUAUAACGCGAUUUUUUAUUUUGACGGAUCAGAAGUACAUUGGCACUCAGGAAACAUUAUAAUAAUUUUUUUUAAUUUAAGUAUAAGGCAGAGAAAAUUGUCACUUUAAUAUUGUUUUUUAAAUGUAAAAUGAUGAAGUUUCAUUAAACAAACGAUUUAAUUGUAAUUUUUGAAGAAGUAAAAUAAACUAUUUUCAGUUGGUAUGUUGGUUGGUACCUUAUUCAAGUGACCCUGAUAUAAGCGAUUUUUCCUGGAAUGCAUCACUAGCGUGAAGCGGGGUAUUACUGUACACAAAAGGCACACUUGCCUCUGGAUUAAUAAGCAAUAUUUAAGUAGGCCUCUUAGUGUAUUUUACUGGAGUAAUAAAUAUUGCACAGGGUUUUUGCACCUGAUUAUUAUGUUGCAAUGCAAGCAAUAAAGUAAAGUUUGAAAAAAAUGCAUGUGAUGUAAUUCUUAUGAAUAACUGAGCUCAGCAUACCAAACAAGUGUACUUACAUCUGCAAUAAAUAGUUAAAAAAUAGUCCAAGUAUGUAAGAAAAUCUUUAUGUACAAAUCAUUUUUGAUUCCUUGACUGGUUUGGUUGGCUGUAUUAAGCAAUGAAUAAGCUGGGUUGAGUAUCUGACAAUGACACUAUGUAGAUAGCAAUAUUGAAUAUGUUCCCUGUAAAUUCUGGAUAAAUAUAAUUUUAUUUGUUUUUGUGCUGGCUAGUAGAAAAUUUAAAUUUCUUAUAUGUAUCAAUGGUUUUAUUUAUGAUAAUUUGUGACGUGGUAUUUCUGUAGAAACUGUAUUUUUGUAUAAUGCAGCUGGCAAAACUAGUGCUAGUGAAAUAACUCUAAAUUACACACAAGCUCUUUAUAUUACAUUGUAAAUAUGUUUUGGGUCCUCUGAUGUUUAUGUAAAGUAUUACAGGUGUAAUGUUCAAUCAGAGGUUGAUCACUCUAGUACUCAAUUUUCAAAUAUUUUAAAAAUGGCCAACAUUAUUGAACUGCAGUUGAAUGGUUUAACCAAAGUAAUUCCAGCUUUCCUAUAAAUAUUGUUGACAUGCCACAUCCAGGGAAUUAAUUAAACACCAAAUAAUUAACAAACAUAAUUAAAAUAAUGGGCGCAUUCCAUUUUAUUUCAUUCUUUAAGGUAGUAAAUCAAUUAACUCAUUUUGUUUAUUGUUACACAAAAACUAUUUGUGUAUAUAUGGAAUAUUGUGUUAGUGUUAAGUAGUUAAUCAUAACUUGAUAAAAUACUAUAAUUGUUCAAGUUAUAUAUCAUUAAGGCCAUUAUGAGAACAAAAAAGUUUUUGUAAAAUCAUGUGUAUUUAUGUAACUGUAUACAUAAGAUGAGAGAGCCAUGGCCAAAUCAGGAAAAACAUUUCUGCCUUGUACUAUUCACAGACGGCUUGAGUCACGUGCCUAAUAAAUUAAGCCCAUAUUAAAUGAUAAUUGUAGCAAAUGUUCUAGAACUUGCCAUUAUUAGAAACCAUAAGAUUGAUUGGUGGCUGCUGAACAUUAAAAUAAUAGAGUUGAACAGUAAGGCUUUAAAUAUAAGGCUUCACUAGUUCCAACUAAACUUAUCAGUUACACCUACUCAUAAGUUCCAAUUACUUAUGAAUAAACCUGUUGAAUUCCUAAAGUAUUGCUUAAAAAAUACAAUGUGUAACUACAUAUUUAUAACCUACUAACUUCAACUGUCAAAAAGAUGUCUAAGAUCUAGACUUGUUUAAUAUCUUUAAUUCAUGAGACUAAUGAGGGUUUGUCUUGUAAGUGGUUAGAUAGGUGCUCUGGCUUUACUAUGUCCAUGCGAUUGCACUGAUUUUUAUAGUUGUGAGGCAGUAUAAUUUAUUUUUAGAACCCUUUUUUAUGUGAUCAUUUCAUAAAGUGUUUUUUUUUAGAUUGUUUAUCUGCUGCUAAUUGCGAGUCUGCACAGCUUUAUAUUUUUAAAUCGCGUUCAUUGCGUACAUUCAGUUAUGGCAUAAUAAUAUAAUAUUUCAUAUUUCUGUAUAUAUAUAUAUAUAUAUAUAUAUAUAUAUAUAUAUAUAUAUAUAUAUAUAUAUAUAUAUAUAUAUAUAUAUAUAUAUUAUCUAUACAGAAAUAUUUAAAUUUUUCAUGUGUAGAAUCUACUACUUGAUUCGUCAUUUUUUUCACUUCCUCUCAGAUGUGCGUGAUCUGAGGAAAAUUGACGACUACUAUAGGCAGUAUCCAUUUUAGUGACCGGCCACACCAGAGCGUCG